Messenger RNA from Toxorhynchites rutilus septentrionalis, 2336 nucleotides. RefSeq lists its product as uncharacterized. The record is from RefSeq and is a predicted model, not a curated record. Gene Ontology annotation, molecular function: nucleic acid binding; zinc ion binding. NCBI's taxonomy places the organism in Eukaryota, Metazoa, Arthropoda, Insecta, Diptera, Culicidae.
AUGGAUUUGAAGCACCUCACGCCAGAGGAAUUGAACUUUGAACUGAUGGUGAGAACAGUGAAAGGAUUGAGAGGACAGGAUUAUAAGGGAAAGAUGUCAAGGUUAUUUGAAUUGCUGAGCAAAGAAGAUACUGAAGGAACACCUGCACCCACAUCAUCAACACACGUUUUGCCAGAUGUUGACAGUAUAUAUCAAUGCCAAGCGAAGUUGCCUCCAAUUCUACAGGCUGUGGAAUCCGCUCUACGACAAAAGGAUGAGCUCCAAGCGAAAAUAUGUAGAUCCAGACUGAUGCACUAUAAAUUCAGGCUAUCCAUCAUAUCGGACCCAAUGAUAACUUCCAGCGCUAUGAAGACGCUGACCAAGAUUGACAGCACUCUGGAUAAACUCAAUGAGUUUCUAGCCAACUUGAUAGGUGAAAUUGCGGAAGAAAAAGAACUUAGAAAGAACCCCGACGAGAUACCGGGAGAUACGGACACGCAGCAGAGACUAAAGAUCACGCAGCUACAAUCAAGUUUGAAGGAAUCGUCUCAUCAUCAACAGCUGCUAGAGCAGGAGUCCCAACAACAACUAUAUCAGCAAGAAAUGCAGCAGCAGAAAGUACAGCCGAUGUCGGAAGAAGCGUAUGAACAGCGGCAGUAUCAACAAAUACAGGAACCACAAGCCGCAGCACAUUUGCAUCAGCAACAGCUGCACAAUGAACAACAGUUCAAACUACAACAACAAAGACACGAACAACAACUGCAACAAGCACUGCAUCAGAUGCAGCAACAACAUCAGCGUUUAGAACAACAACUACAUCAAGAACAAGUUAGACGGCAGGGAAUCGAGCAACAGCACCAAUUAAACCAACGUAUUCCUGUAGCGGGGCUCCGAAGCAACAAUGCAAUCUCAUCACAUUGGGACCCACAUCAACAAAAUCAUCCUAGUUUCCUACAACAGGUCCCAGAAAUGGACAAUAUUCCACCUCAUUUGCGGGAUGACUUCCUACGGUUCCUAACAUCUCGAAAUAGGCCUAGUACACCGAGAACAUCAAUUCAACACUCAAUUGCAAACAGGUUCACACAACCAGUGCACAAAUGGCCAUUCGAAUACGCUGGUCAAUCGAACAUCAUCCAGUUGGGAGAGUUCCUGAAUCAAGUUAAUACCUAUGCAGAUAUGGAAGGGAUGGAUGAGCAAACUCUGCUACGAUCCAUCAAGUAUUUGCUCAAGGGAUGAGCGCUCCAGUGGUACACUCGAUCGUACCUCACUCUUACAACUUGGGAAAUAUUCAAGACGGAGAUCAAGCAAGAAUUCUUAUCCCCUAAUUAUUCCGAAAUCGUAAAGCAAGACCUAUACCUGCGCUUCCAAGGGCCAAACGAGUCAUUCACCAGCUUUUACCGUGACUUAGUAGCUGCUUUCGAGAUUGUUGAACCUGCGAUUUCGGAAUCUGAAAAACUGUUUAUUAUUAAGUCCCACUUGAACUCCGACUUCUCACCAAUUGCUGCGGCUUCAAGGGCGUGCAAAGUUCGCGAUUUGGUCGCUGUUUGCAAGGACUUCGAAGUUUCCAGAUCCUACUCAUCUCGAGGUCGUACUUCUACCACAUUUCGCACCGUGUGGACCAAACCUGAGUCCUCGGGUUUCCAACGUCCCACAACCGGCAGGAUGGACACGGCAAAUCGGCCAAUGUUCAACAGACAGCCAUACAACACAGCUCAGGUCCACGCGAUGGAGUUGAACCAAGACAUUGAUGAAGAGUUGGACUCAGCAGACAUCCAGGGACGAGAAGCUUUCCAGCAGGACAUGGCGUUCAGGAACGAAACGGCAGCUAAUACCGCCCAAGAGGUUAACGCUGUCCGAGGACUAAAUAACUGGAGAGAAGAAUCGUCAUCCAAUACGAGAGAUCAUCUCGUCAGGGAAAACAACAUAAAGAGAAAUAUGGCCCAAGAAAAUAACAUCAACAGAAAUCUCAUCCCGGUCAUACUAUGUUGGCAAUGUGACAACCCUGGUCAUACCUACCUAAAUUGUUCACACCCAAAACGUUUUCUGUUUUGCUACAGUUGUGGGAAAAAAGGCUGUACGACGCGCAAUUGCGAAGCUUGUAUUCUGCGAUGGAGGCAACUGGAUUCUCGGAACAACUCCAAAAACUUGGGAAACCGGAACAGGGAGAACCCGCAGUAAGGGACGUGGAAUCUUCCAGCAAACCCAAUAUCCCUUCAUUAAACGACAUCUCGACCUAUUGUAAAGUCAACUCCAUAAUAAUCGAUCCUGACAACAAAGACAACCGACCGUAUGCAGAUAUUUGCAUUCUUGGAAGGCGAUUACGUGGACUCCUCGAUAGCGGAGCAACCAGUACUCUC